This is a messenger RNA of Dicentrarchus labrax (European seabass), 2379 nucleotides long. Its product is annotated as carcinoembryonic antigen-related cell adhesion molecule 5-like. The transcript has 11 exons. NCBI's taxonomy places the organism in Eukaryota, Metazoa, Chordata, Actinopteri, Moronidae. The record is from RefSeq and is a predicted model, not a curated record. Bases 1 to 2379 code for a protein of 792 amino acids.
AUGGAAACAUCUGUGAUACUGUUGAUCAUCCUGGGAGCCAUCUCCGGUUUAAGCCACGGAGCUGGUGUGCUACCAGACAGUCUUAUUGCAGUUGUUGGAGAGACGGUGAUGUUCACCACAACAGUGACUCCAUCAGAAAAACCGUUCCUGGCAGUCACCUGGCGUUUUUCUGAUACAUCCAAUAUAAUAACCUCGAGUAGUGUCAACCUGACUGGACCAGCAUAUACAGACAGGAUAACCCUCUUCACAUCUACAGCAUCUCUGGAGCUCAGAAAUCUAGCUCUUAAUGACAGUGGAGAAUACAAAGUCAACAUUAUACCAAAUGGUGGAGCAGCACAGAAAGGAAGCUGCAAACUGGUCGUAUAUGAGCCAGUCUCAAAUGUAACAGUAACUCCCAGCAGCACAGACUUGGUGGAGUUCAACAACUCCGUCAGUCUGUCCUGCUCCUCCUCUGGAUCCUCUCUGUCUGUCGACUGGCUGAAUGACAGCUCUGAGAUUACAGCCAGUGACAGAGUUCAGCUCACUAAUGGGGGCGCCACUCUUACUAUAGUCAGUGUGACCCGUUAUGACCAGGGACCAUUCAGGUGUCAUGUGUUCAAUGCUGUUAGUAAUGGCACCAGUGAUCCAGUAAAGCUCUCCUUCAGCUAUGGCCCAGACAAUAUUAAUUUGACAUCUCCAUCAAAAGAAUACUAUGUGAGGGGGUCAAACAUCACCCUGUCCUGCUCAGCUGUCUCCAGACCUGCAGCCUUGUUUCAGUGGUUUCUGAAUGGAGACAGGUUGUCAGAUACUGGACCAGAGCUCAGACUGAUGAACAUUCAGAACAGCCAGAGUGGAAACUACAGCUGUCAGGCCUUUAACAACAAAACUCUGAGAUAUGAAACAUCUCAGCAGUCAGUCAUAACUGUACUGGCCCCAGUAUCCAAUGUGAAGGUAAAUGCCAGCACAACAGACAUUUUGGAGUUCAGCAGCAGCUCUGUCCGUCUGUCCUGCUCCUCCUCUGGACCCUCUCUGUCUUUCCUCUGGCUGAAUGACAGCUCUGAGGUUACAGAAAGUGACAGAGUUCGGCUCACUGAUGGAGGCACCACUCUCACUAUUAUUAAUGCAACCCGCUAUGACCAGGGGCCAUUCAGGUGCCAUGUGUCUAACCCUGUCAGUGAUGGCACCAGUGAUCCAAUAAAGCUCUUGAUCAUCUUUGGCCCAGAAAAUAUUAAUCUGACACUAUCUCCAUCACAAGAAUACUAUGACGAAGGGGCAGACAUCAGCCUGAUCUGUUCAGCUCUCUCCGGACCUCCAGCCUUGUUUAAGUGGUUUCUGAAUGGAGAUCCGCUGUCUGAUACUGGACCAGAGCUCAGGCUGAUGAACAUUCAGAUGAGUCAGAGUGGAAACUACAGCUGUCAGGCUUUUAACAACAGAACUAUGAGAAAUCAAACAUCUCAGGCUGCAGCUGUCUCUGUACUAAAAUCACAAGUCUCCAACGUUGUAAUAACUCCCAGCACCACAGAUUUGUCAGAGCUCAGAACCUCAGUCUCUCUGUCCUGCUCGGCUUCUGGAUCUUUCCCCUCUUUUCUCUGGCUGAACGGCAGCUCAGAGGUUACAGCCAGCGAGAGAGUUCAGCUAACAGAUGAAGGCUCCACUCUCUCUAUAAUUAAUGUGACACGCUACGACCAGGGACCAUUCAUUUGUCAUGUGUUCAAUAAUUUCAGUAAUUACACCAGUGAUCCAGUGAAACUCUCCAUCAGCUUUGGUCCAGAAAAUAUUAAUUUGAAGCUGUCUCCGUCACAAGAAUACUAUGAUGAAGGAUCAAACAUCAUUCUAAUGUGCUCAGCUGACUCCAGACCUUCUGCCCAGAUUCAGUGGUUUCUGAAUGGAGAUCUAUUGUCUGAUACUGGACCAGAGCUCAGGCUGAUGAACAUUCAGAUGAGUCAGAGUGGAAACUACAGCUGUCAGGCGUUUAACAACAGAACUAUGAGAUAUGAAACAUCCCAGCCUGCAGCUGUCUCUGUACUGACACAGGUCUCCAAUGUGGUGGUGACUUCAAACAAUGCACACCUGUUUGAAUUCAGCAGCUCUGUCAGUCUGUCCUGCUCCUCCUCUGGAUCCUCUCUCUCUUUCCUCUGGCUCAACGGCAGCUCUGAGGUUACAGCCAGCGACAGAGUUCAGCUCACUGGUGGAGGCACCACUCUCAGUAUAACUUAUGUGACCCGCUAUGACCAGGGACCAUUCAGGUGCAACGUGUCGAAUGGUGUCGGCAGUGGAAUCAGCCGGCCACUGAAUCUUUUCAUCCAAUAUGGACCUGACAACGUGGCCAUCAUGGGACCUGCAUCCAUGCAUGUUGGAGAUUUCACAAUGCUUUACUGCUCCACUAUGUCUACGCUCUAA